This is a messenger RNA of Linderina pennispora, 780 nucleotides long. RefSeq lists its product as uncharacterized. The record is from RefSeq and is a predicted model, not a curated record. The coding region runs from base 206 to 550 and encodes 114 amino acids. The transcript has a single exon. Lineage: Eukaryota; Fungi; Kickxellomycota; Kickxellomycetes; Kickxellales; Kickxellaceae.
CCUCUUCCGCCCGGCUCCGCAGAAUUUAUUUUGUUUUCCCUGGUGUCUCGGUAGUAUUUCAGAGACGCCUGCGUUGCUCACUGCCCCCCGCCUAUCGCCCCCGUGGUCAACAAAGAAGAAAUACAGCAGUAGCAGGCUCUCGUGAAAAUAAAGACAACCUCGAUAAUUUCUUGCUCAUUCUUCAUUGCCAAUAUCUUUCACGCUAAUGGAUACACAUGUAUACUCGGCCGCUGCUACGGGCGCUAUGCACAUCACACCACACAAGCUGAACCGGCUGCACUCACAGCUGUUGAUCACAAAGAAGCCAAAGCGCCGCACGCCACUCCAGAGCAUCCACAUCCGCGCGCUCGAGCACGGGUGGCGGGUGCCUGUUGCCAAUACGCCGCUGGGCGUGAUAGGCAAGGAUGAAAACGCCCAGAUACACAUACUUGGCACGCCGCUGCGUCGCCCGCGCCAGCGCACUGCACCGCGCCACUCGACCUGGCGGGUCCUGCAAAGCAGUGGUAUCGAGAGCCGUAGGCAUCUGGCAGCCGUACCAUUUGCGUUCUAACGACAAUAAAUCGCUUGCAGAGCCGUGACAGCGCGGUUCGGACCGCAGCGCGGUGAUCGACCGAUCCCCACUGAUUGAUUUCGUGGGCUAGAUCAACAGAUAUAAAAUGUUUGCGGUUUAAAAGCCGACGCUGGCCGGACGCAGACGAUCAGGCUUCCUUGUCUCUCCUCUCUUUGUCCGAUAGCUCUAUAAAUAAUCAUCUACUUGGUAAGAGGUAUGCAUCUCCACGU